AUUCGGAGCAUUUCGAACUGGUUCAUCACCGAGUAUUGACUCAAGCUGCAGUUAUGUUUAAGGAGGCCUUGUCUUGUUUUCUGUAUUUAAGUGGUUUGUUGCAGCAGGCCAUUGAUCCCUGCAUAUAUCCAGAGCUGCUGCCUGUGAAAACUGUGGACCGUCAGCAGUAUCUUGGAAAAUGGUACUUUAAAGCAGCAGUCAGCCACACCGAGGCCGACAUCCAGCAGUUCAGAGCGUUGGACAACUCUUGGUUCACCAUGGAGGAAACGGCCAAUGAUACGCUGCAGCUGACUGGACACAUGCGCAUAGGAGAUGCCUGCAUUAAACAGACAUGGACCUAUCAUCUGCAGCCUGAGAGGGAUGACCUGGAGCUGGAAGGAAGGCCGCAGCGUAGGAACCUGCUCUGGAGUGGCAAGUGGGCCAACUGUCCGGACUGCAUCGUUUUCCAGGAAGUAGAACCUCCUUUAAACGAGACCGGCACAGUGGACUCCCUGCACAGACACAUGCUGUAUGCUCGCCACAGUGACGUCAAAGAUGAGUUGGUGACAGCAUUUCUGAAAAAUGCAGUAUGUCAUAACAUGCAGGCGAGCGUCAGACCACCUCAAGAGAAAGAGUUCUGUGCCUAGCCAUUAACAAAGAGGAUGCUGCUGGAGCCUCGAUGACAAUAAGAUCAUUUCAUACUUUCUCUGUGUAAGAGUAAAACAAAUAAAAGCAAAAAUACUAA
Molecule: messenger RNA, 724 nt
Organism: Amphiprion ocellaris (clown anemonefish)
Lineage: Eukaryota; Metazoa; Chordata; Actinopteri; Pomacentridae
Gene: apom
Product: apolipoprotein M
Exons: 7
Coding region: 54-626 (190 amino acids)
Biological process (GO): high-density lipoprotein particle remodeling; high-density lipoprotein particle assembly; high-density lipoprotein particle clearance
Cellular component (GO): low-density lipoprotein particle; very-low-density lipoprotein particle; high-density lipoprotein particle
Molecular function (GO): lipid carrier activity; phospholipid binding
Source: RefSeq, a predicted model, not a curated record